GGAACUAGAGGGCGUGGAAAUGAGUUGAACGAGCAACUCGAUGGGUAUCAGGCUUCGGACGGAUCGGCACAUAGCGAGUCUCUGGCAAGUACAGGUUUCGCGGAUGACGAGGGAAUCGAGAACCCUGAGGAGUGUGCAGAAGACGUCGACUGGCUCGAGGACAUUGAUGUUGACUUCGACGAGCUUUUCGCAUCGGGCUUUUUCGCAUCUUUGCCAGAUUGCAUCUUCGAUCACUCCAACGACCCCGACGGAAAAUUGGCAGAGAUGCUGAAAGAAGUCGACGCAUGGAACAAGACGCACAACGGCCCAGAUGGAUCACCCGAAGAGGAUACUCACACCAACACUGCCCCUAACGAAUCCUACACACACGCAGUCGACCCAUUCACCCCCGAGAUCUGCAAAGCAGACCUGAUCCGAUGUCCUAUUCCCAUUCCUACACCAGAAACCGACAUCCUAGCCCACUUCUCCGAAGAAUACGCGCGCUCAAUCCGCCUGCUCAAAGUGAAAUACCGCUGGUAUCACACUUCUCCCUCAGACUGGCAUAGAGAAGUCACGACCCUCAUCUCCGCCAUCGACAACAAAGCCAACGGCCUGGAACCCUGGCUACCGUUGCACAGAUGGCUUGCACUGUGCUACCGCCUCAUGCAAGGAGUUACCGGGCGCGAGCGCUACAAAACCAAGGAUUUUCUGUUGAAGAAACUGGAAGCGAUGGCUAGGAUGAGGAUGAAGGAGAACAAG
Molecule: messenger RNA, 738 nt
Organism: Alternaria rosae
Lineage: Eukaryota; Fungi; Ascomycota; Dothideomycetes; Pleosporales; Pleosporaceae
Exons: 2
Source: RefSeq, a predicted model, not a curated record